Messenger RNA from Ambispora gerdemannii, 795 nucleotides. The record is from the annotation of a GenBank genome assembly. Lineage: Eukaryota; Fungi; Glomeromycota; Glomeromycetes; Archaeosporales; Ambisporaceae.
AUGGCAUUCAUACAACACCAAGAAGUUUUUUUCUCAUAUUCUCAAGAGAAUGUUUGCAGAGACAGCAUUUUUAAUACCAAUCCAAAUACAUGUUUUCAUAGUCAAAAAAAAUUUGACCAUUGUGCUGCGGCACUAAAUGAUGACCUACAAUUUCCUGCCGAUGACAUUUCACGAGUGCAAAUGUUGUUGGAAUAUCUCAAUAUCAAUGGCGAUAAUAAUACCAUCGCCGAGGAAACCAAAACUUUUGACCCAACCACAUUGCAUUUCGAAGAUUUCGACGGUGUCUAUUAUGAAGACGAGACUUCAUCAUCCAAUAAUAACAGCAAUUACGAUGACGACUACUGUUCCUCGGAUUUUGACAGCAUCGAGUACUCGGACGGAAAAUCAUCAUCCACAGACGACGACGAAAGUUUGCAAGAUUUCACCCCAAUCGACGAGUGGAGAAAAAAUUGUCUCUACGAUACCGAAGAUCAAUUAAUUUCAAACUUCCAAUUGACGCCGGUGAAACGUCGCCGAAUUUCAAAGUGUAUGCAGUAUGAGCGACAAUUACGAGAGCUCGAACAAGAAAUGGAGGAUCGGUUAAUUGAACAAGAGAUUAUGGGAUGGAUGGAUGAAUGUGAAGAACAAGAGAAUGCAGCUUAUAGUACUCGGGAUUUUCUAGUUUGCUAUUCUAAAGAGUUUUUGCAAUUAGACGCGCGCGCUAUCAAUUGUUUUGUUCAAUUUGCUCCAAUCACUUUUCGCACCAAUAAACGUUCAAAAUGGCGUGGAACUUUUAAAGCGUGGGUACUACGGUGA